Molecule: messenger RNA, 4317 nt
Organism: Pieris brassicae (large cabbage white)
Lineage: Eukaryota; Metazoa; Arthropoda; Insecta; Lepidoptera; Pieridae
Gene: Gad1
Product: glutamate decarboxylase
Exons: 17
Coding region: 657-2279 (540 amino acids)
Biological process (GO): carboxylic acid metabolic process
Cellular component (GO): cytoplasm
Molecular function (GO): pyridoxal phosphate binding; carboxy-lyase activity
Source: RefSeq, a predicted model, not a curated record
GUAUGAGUUAACUUGUUGGCAUAAAGAUUAAAUGUAAAGUAUUUUACGUCAUUCUCUGAAAUAAAAUAAAAUAGUCGAAACAAAUCUAUUGUGUCGUAAUAAGGUUAUCUUCAGUGCUAAAGACAGUACAGUUUGAGAUAUUGUAUCUCGAAUAAAGAAAGCAUAUCAAAAACCAUUGCUACACUCCUAUUGACCUGUAUGUGAUGAACAUAUUGUUGGAAUUGGAUAAUAGUUCGGAAUGGUGGUGAAAAUGUGUUCGAUGUGUUGAAAAUUUCCAAGUGAUUAUGAACAACAAAAAAUAUCUCAGGGCACAGGUCAAUGUCUGCAUAUUUUGUUUAAAUAUUAAGUUUUAUUUACUUUUCGGGUACACACUAUCGGAGACCUCCGGCCAUUUAUAUUGGAGAGUGACUUCAUUUCUAUUCGAGUUGUGUUUGUAACCAAAUGUGUGUAUGUGUAACGUUAACAUGUGGGAUUGGAAGUCUGUCUUAAAGGAAUAUGAUUCUACAGUUUAAGAGUAGUGUCGGCCUAAUGGUAUCAGCGUGAAAAUUUCACACAAUUUCGGCCUUGCUUGCACAAGGACUAUCUGGCCGCAUAAAAAUCUCGCUCGUACGGCGAAGGAAGACAUCCAGAGGAAACCGAAUAAAAAGAGGCUAGCAAUGUCCAAGCUAACUCUGGACGGCUUUUUUUCGUACUGCAAACAAAUAGCAGAACACAUCCAGUUGGGCGACAGAAUGGCAUCACUAUCCGGUAUGGGCACACCAAAACUCACUUCAGGCGUUGGCAACCUGUAUUAUGACUCGAUCCUUCCGUAUCGCGAAGACGCGAGCCCACAGACACGAGAGUUCCUAGCGCGAGUGGUGGACGUGCUUCUCGAUUACAUACAGCAAGUUAAUGACAGGAACGAAAAGAUCUUGGAGUUCAAAAUGCCGGAGGAGAUGCAAAAGAUGGUAGAUCUGCAACUGCCGGAGAAUCCACUGCCUCUCAAGCAACUGCUGGAAGACUGCAAGAUCACCCUAAAACAUCAAGUUAAAACUGGACACCCACAUUUCUUCAAUCAGCUGUCAUGUGGCCUGGACAUUAUCUCCCUCGCUGGAGAGUGGCUGACGGCCGCCGCAAAUACCAACAUGUUCACCUACGAAAUUGCACCUAUUUUCAUUCUCAUGGAAAAUGUUGUCCUCGAGAAAAUGAGGAACAUGAUCGGCUGGAAGUCCGGCGACUCUAUUCUCGCUCCAGGUGGCUCCGUAUCCAACCUGUACGCGUUUUUAGCGGCCCGUCACCACAAGUUUCCUCAAUACAAAGAGAAGGGACUGUCCAGCAUUCCCGGACAACUAGUCAUGUUUACUAGCGAUCAGUGCCACUACUCGGUGAAGUCCUGUGCGUCUGUUGGCGGUUUAGGCACGGACUACUGCAUCUGCGUUCCGUCCGACGAACGCGGCCGCAUGAUAGCCUCGGAACUUGAAAGACUCGUGAGAAAACAUCGUGAUCAGGGACAUGUGCCAUUCUUCGUGAACGCGACCUCCGGCACCACAGUCCUGGGUGCCUUCGACCCUCUUACGGACAUCGCUGACAUCUGCCAGAAAUACGACAUGUGGAUGCACGUUGAUGCUGCCUGGGGUGGCGGUCUUCUCUUCUCCAAAAAGUAUCGGCAUCCACGACUCACUGGCAUCGAAAGAGCUGACUCCGUCACAUGGAAUCCUCACAAGCUGAUGGGAACACUGUUACAAUGCUCUACCGUGCAUUUCAAGUAUGAGGGCAUCCUGCUAAGCUGUAAUGCAAUGUCCGCUGAAUAUCUGUUCAUGACGGACAAGAUCUACGAUCCGCGAUUCGACACCGGCGAUAAGGUCAUUCAGUGUGGACGCCACAACGACAUCUUCAAGCUGUGGCUGCAGUGGAGGGGAAAGGGAACUUCCGGUUUCGAGCGGCUUAUGGACCGUCUGAUGGAGUUAUCGGAGUACAUGGUUCGUAGGAUCAGGGAGCAGAGUGACAAGUUCCACCUCAUUUUGGAACCAGAAAUGGUUAACGUUAGCUUCUGGUACCUGCCGAAGCAGCUCCGAGGUAUCUCUCAUGACCAAAACAAGGAGAUAAAACUUGGAAAGGUAUGCGCCAAGCUGAAGGGGCGUAUGAUGCAAGCCGGCACCAUCAUGGUGGGAUAUCAGCCAGACGAUCGCCGUCCCAACUUCUUCAGGAACAUCAUCUCUUCCGCCGCUGUCACGGAGAAGGACGUCGAUUUCCUUCUCUCUGAAAUGGACCGACUUGGUCACGAUAUUAUCGUGGAUUAAAUUUAACCAAGCAGGAUCUUAUAAUUUUUAUUUCGCUAUAGCCUCGUAUUUAACACGAGGAUUUUUUAUUAUUUUAGAACAUAAUAAAAAAAUGUAAUUACAUAUAUCUUUUUUAUGAUUGUUAAUAGGUUAUAUUUUAUCUUUGGUUAGUGUUAAGCAACAUUUUUAGAAAUAACAAAUAGGAAACAAUGAAAUUAUUUUACUAAAUCUGUGAUUUAAUUUUAAUAAGUUACUAAAGCCGUUGCAAGAAAUCUGUUGCAAGUUAGGAACGUGGUUACUAUAGUUUAUUUAGCUGUAAAAAUGUAAUUAUACGCUGUUGCAAUUAUUAUUAAUGUUUCAAGAUCUAGGUGUGAAAUAUAUUAUAGUAGUUGUAGAUUUCUCAAUGCAACGAUUGCUUUGAUGUCUUCCAUUUAAAAGAAUUUAAAUGUAUGAAAUUGUACCGUCUAUUAAAUGUUUAUCUAUUCUGUUGUAUUGACAAUGAAAGUAUAUCUAGAAAUUUUAAAUAAUAUGAAUUAAUGUUUAAUAACUAUUCUAACUUCAAUAAAUACUAAAAUAUUUAAAAAUAAUUGCUCCUUUGGACAUUCCUGAAAUGCCGACGAUCCGUAAGCUUAACACGAUGGCCGUAGCGAACAUACGUAGCACGUUACGGAAGUCGCGCUACGUCGCUACUAAUGCCAUCUAGUCGGAUUUACUGGAACUUUUUGGAUCAAUUUGGUAUAGAAAUAAAAACCGAAAAGGAUAUACUACCCUAAUUUUAGAUCAAAAGGGUAAAGUUACAAAAAGGCGAAGAUGAAGUUAAGUAAAUAUCAUAGUGAAUUAAUUUAAUCAUAUUACUUGGGUUAGUCAGUAUGUGUAUGGAAGAUGGAAGAUAGGACAGCAAGGUAUAAUAAUGUCCGUUUAAAAUAUUAUGGUUCUAGUGAACUCAGUCUUUCUAAUAAGUAAUAGUAAACAUGUAGAUGUGGUAAUCUUAAUCGGAUUAUCUAAUUACUAAUAUAGUAAGCAGAUAUAUGGAACAUAUCUCCCGUUUUGCCAAUUAAGUAUUUGUCAAGUUAGGUAAUCAAAGUAUUUUGUAAAUUAUAUUAGACGAUUUUUUAAACUGUUCUUCAACUCUAUUCUAUGUAUAUUUUUGUAUACUCUCGUUAAUCUAUUUAGUAAUUGUCGUAAAUUUUAUAAAAAAAAUUGUAGAACUUUUCUUUCUAAUAUUUUGUAUUUAUUUUUAAGUUUUAGACUUAAUAUAUUUAACUUCAUUAGCAUAAAAUAAGAAUAAUUUAAGUGUAUAUUAUUGAUGACGUGACGAUGACAAUAGAAAAUGUAGAAUAGGAAAUCUUGGGCUUCCCAUAUUUGUAAUAAAUUUGGAACAAGAUAUGUGGAGGUAAUAUACUGUGUGUCAAAUUAUAAAAUGAUAAUUGUAAAUAUGUAGACUGCGUUACUUUUAGAUAAAUUUUUUGUGAAGCCGAUUUUUCCAUUGUAGUGAUAUUUUGCUAAAAUUCAGACGGCUUAGAUAGAAUUUACUUUUUGGGAAUUGAUAUAAUUCCGAAACAAUGCAUUAAAAAUGCUUCUGCUUGUCCUAAUUCUUAAAUGUAAUUGUUAAUAAUGAAUACGGUAAUGUUUAGAUUAAGCCUCUAACCACUCUUAGCGGCGAAUAUAUUUUCAAUGUCAAUAUAGCAUAAUGUUUUCUUCCUUGUUCGUAAAUGUCAAAAUUACCUUCGACGCGCUGCUUUGGAAUGAAGGGAGUAAUUUUUAAACUUCAGCAUAAAUAAUAAUUCGAGAUAUUUUUAACAACUUCGCUUACAAUUUGAGAUUUCUCAAAUCCAAUACAUAAAACACAUUAAUCAAAUAGUUGUGUUAGAAUAUAAAAUCAAUUUUAUGAGCGCGGGUCGUGGGUAAUUUCGAUGAAUAAAUGUUGAGUGUUGAAAUGUUUAGUAGUGUAUAAAUGCUACAAACCCGACUUAUCGAGUUUUUGAUCACUUAUAACUUAGAUAAAUAUUAUUGUUGCUGAAUGUAAACCUGUAUAACUCAAUAAAUGAUAUUGUUAGUU